This is a messenger RNA of Rhea pennata, 556 nucleotides long. Its product is annotated as FERM domain-containing protein 8-like. Lineage: Eukaryota; Metazoa; Chordata; Aves; Rheiformes; Rheidae. The record is from RefSeq and is a predicted model, not a curated record. The coding region runs from base 131 to 538 and encodes 135 amino acids. The transcript is spliced from 4 exons.
UGGUCACGCGCGGCCCCGCCCCUCUCCGACGGCGCUUCCGGCGCGGCGGCGGCGGCGGCAGGGAGCGGAGCCCCGCGCUGACCCCGCCGUGACCCCGGGCGUGACCCGGACGUGACCCCCGGCCCCGCGCAUGGAGGGGGAGGGGCCGCCCGCGCCCCCCGACGGCGCCGGGAGCGGCGCGGGCGCGGGAGCGGGUGCCGCCGCGGGCGCCGGGGUGCUCGUGUUCCUGGCGGACGGCGCGGCAGUGCCGCUGGCGCUGGAGCGGGCGCCGGGCGCGACGGCGGCCGAGCUGCUGGGCGCCUGCGCCGCGCCCUGCGCCUGCCGCCCGCCGCCGCCGCCGCCCUCGCGCUCUGGCUCGCCUCGCCCCUGCUCGAGGUGCAGCUCAAGCCCAAGCACCAGCCGCUGCGCCUGUGCCGGCAGUGGGCCGGAGCUGCUGCUGCGCUUCAGCGACGCCUCCGACAGCGCCAUCGCCCACGACGAGCCCUGCCUGCAGCUGCGCAGAACGUUUUCUUCCCUAAGAAAAAGGAGCUGGAGGUGAGAGCGGCCCGGACGCCUG